This is a messenger RNA of Pyricularia pennisetigena, 2574 nucleotides long. RefSeq lists its product as uncharacterized. The transcript is spliced from 4 exons. Gene Ontology annotation, molecular function: D-type glycerophospholipase activity. Lineage: Eukaryota; Fungi; Ascomycota; Sordariomycetes; Magnaporthales; Pyriculariaceae. Gene Ontology annotation, biological process: intracellular signal transduction; phosphatidic acid biosynthetic process; cell motility. The coding region runs from base 1 to 2574 and encodes 857 amino acids. The record is from RefSeq and is a predicted model, not a curated record.
AUGUCUGGUCUAUUGCACAAGUUAAAGCAGGAGGUCCACGAGCUGAAGGACAAGCUGGAAGGGACCAAACUACAUGACGCAAAGAUCCACCUAACGCAUAAAAAACACCAGAUUGGCAAAUUUGCCAAUAUUUUCAACCCGGCACACCGGCACGACGAGGAGCACGAAAAGGCCUGCGACGAGAAGCGAACCAAGAUUUGCGAAUCCCACCGAUUUUCCUCCUUCUUCCCCGAGCGAGACGGAAACCUCAUCAAGUGGUAUGUCGAUGGCAGGGACUACUUUUGGGCCGUUUCCGAGGCUCUCGAGAAUGCCAAGGAGACCAUUUACAUUGCCGAUUGGUGGCUGUCGCCUGAGCUCUUCUUGCGCCGGCCGCCCUACUACAACCAGGAGUGGCGCCUUGACAGGGUGAUCAAACGCAAGGCUGAGCAGGGCGUCAAGAUAUACGUCCAAGUCUAUCGAGAGGUCGAGGCCGCACUGACAUGCAACUCGGCACACACGAAGCAUGCACUGCUGUCUCUCUGCCCUGAGGGCAGCCCAGGCUAUGGCAACAUCCAAGUCGGCCGCCACCCAGACCACAACGUCUUUGAGAAUGCUGCCGAUAUGACUUUCUACUGGGCACACCACGAGAAGUUCAUCGUCAUCGAUUACGCCAUGGCUUUCAUCGGCGGGCUGGAUCUUUGCUUCGGUCGCUGGGAUAACCACCAGCACCCCCUGGCCGAUGCCCAUCCCGAGGGUGUUGCAAACGAAGUUUGGCCCGGACAGGACUUCAACAACAACCGCAUCAUGGACUUUAAGAACGUAGAAGACUGGAAACAGAACGAACUCAGCAAGGUCGAGUACGGGCGCAUGCCAUGGCACGAUGUCGCCAUGGGUCUCAUCGGGCCCUGCGUGUACGACAUUGCCGAACAUUUUGUGCUACGCUGGAACUUUGUCAAGCGUGAAAAGUACAAGCGAGAUGAGCGCUAUGAUUGGCUUGAGCUUCGAGGCAGACAGGGAGACGACGAGGACCUGGUAGGAGUGCAGAGGCCGAAGCAUCCUGUUGGCGAAUACGUUCUGCACCCGCUAAGGCCCGUAGAGGAGAAGAACCUCAACAACCGCGGUACUAUUCACGCCCAGGUGGUACGAUCCAGCGAUGACUGGUCAAGCGGCAUCCUGAACGAGAAAUCCAUACAGAACGCCUACGUCAAAGUCAUAGAGGAGGCGCAGCACUACGUCUACAUCGAAAACCAGUUCUUCAUCACUGCGACCGGUGAUCAGCAGUCACCUAUCCACAACACCAUCGGCCGUGCAAUGGUCAAUGCGGUUCUCAGGGCUGCAAUGGAGGGCCGCAAGUUCCGCAUCAUUGUCCUAAUCCCAGCAGUACCGGGUUUUGCAGGUGAUCUGAGAGAAGAUGCCGCUACUGGCACGCGAGCCAUCAUGGACUAUCAGUACAAAUCAAUCUGUCGAGGCGAGCACUCGAUAUUCGAAGUCAUCAAGAAGGAGGGUGUCGAUCCGACAAAGUACAUCUUCUUCUUCAACUUGAGGUCCUACGACCGUCUUAACAAAACAUCGGGCAUCAAACAGCUAGAAGAAGAGUCCGGCGUUAGGUACCAGGACGUCCAGCGAGCAGAGGCAGAGGAGAUCAUGGGUUCGGCCGUGCAUGGUACCGCCGUGAAUGGUACUGCGGCAGCUCGGGACGGCCGAGACACUCACAUGGGACCUGAGGCGGAACAGUUGGGUCAAGGCGAGGCACAGGAUCAUCUAACAGCAGGGGGCGAGGCCGCGCUUGAAGCGAAACGCAAGUUCGAGGAGGUGCAGCGCAACAAGGAGCAAGAGAUCAAGUCUGCCCACUCUGUAGCUCACCAUGCCAUGGCUGGCACAGGCCCGCUGUCCUCGGAGCUGUGGGAGGGUGAGCCCAAGGAUGAGGUGGAGAACUGGAUCCAGGAGGAGCUUUACAUCCACGCCAAGCUGCUCAUCGCUGAUGACAGAAUCGUGAUAUGCGGGAGCAGCAACCUCAACGACCGCAGUCAGCAAGGUAACCACGAUAGCGAGCUGUCGAUUGUUAUGGAGGACACGCACAAGAUCCCAUCCACCAUGAAUGGCCAGCCGUUCGAGGCUGGUUACCAUGCCACCACGCUUCGGAGGUACCUAUGGAGGGAACAUCUAGGCUUACUGCCGCCGCAGGAGCAUGAUGCGAGCAAGGACCCUAAUGCACAGCCGCCUGGAGAAAACUCGCCGAAUGAUGUGCGCGAUGGCGAUGAGACUUGGAAGUUUGUUGAGGACCCGUUGGACGAUAAGCUGUGGGAGACCUGGACUGGUCAGGCAACACAAAACACGGACAUCUUUAGACACUUGUUCCACGCAGAUCCUGAUGACCAUGUCAAAACCUUUGACGACUACGAUCAUUUCCGACCAGCAAAGGGUAUCAAGCCCGGCCACAUUUUUGAUCGUUUCAUCCCACCCGAGGAUGUUAGGGAGAAGCUCGACAAGAUCAAGGGACACUUGGUGUGGAUGCCACUUGAGUUCCUUAGCGAGGCGGAGAUGGCAGAGACGGGGUUGCAGGUCAACCAGUGGACUGAGAGUAUCUACACGUAA